AUGACAUCAUUUCAUGCGAAAGAGCUGAACUUGACGGUGAUCUUCAAUGAAUCAGACAGUCGCGAUCUCAAUUACGAUUUUCAGAAGGUCGCCAUGUGUGCCCCGCUGGAAUCACAGUCCAUCCGAAUCUUGAUGGAGAAGUGGAUGGACACUGCGAAGGAAAAGAAAUGCGAUUCUGACACUUCGACAUGUCUUCCAGGAUACACUUAUGGAUUAUGUUGUGACACUGCUCAAUUGGAUGCCUAUUCCAAUGAUAUGCUCGCCGAAUGCCCGAAUGGUCUGAAAUUGAGAUACACUGAUCCUGCUCUUCCAUGGUACGCUCAUGAUAUGCGAGUCGUCGCCAAAUCAUGCGACGUUUUGCAAUGCCCAGCCGGAUACCAUUGCCACACCGGCCUCCAUUUCGCAUAUUGCUGUCCAAAUUAA
This is a messenger RNA of Caenorhabditis bovis, 423 nucleotides long. Lineage: Eukaryota; Metazoa; Nematoda; Chromadorea; Rhabditida; Rhabditidae. The record is from the annotation of a GenBank genome assembly.